Messenger RNA from Canis lupus familiaris (dog), 2258 nucleotides. It is a transcript of the gene EFHD2, whose product is annotated as EF-hand domain family member D2. The record is from RefSeq and is a predicted model, not a curated record. Lineage: Eukaryota; Metazoa; Chordata; Mammalia; Carnivora; Canidae. Bases 45 to 767 code for a protein of 240 amino acids. The transcript is spliced from 4 exons. Gene Ontology annotation, molecular function: calcium ion binding.
GCGGCGAGCAGGGGCCGGGCCGGGCGAGCGCCGCGCGGGCCACCAUGGCCACGGACGAGCUGGCCAGCAAGCUGAGCCGGCGGCUGCAGCUGGAGGACGAGGGCGGCGCCGAGGCCCCGGAGCAGCCCGGGCUGAACGGGGCGGCGGCGGCGGCGGCCGGGGCGCCCGACGAGGCGGCCGAGGCGCUGGGCAGCGCGGACGGCGAGCUGAGCGCCAAGCUGCUGCGGCGCGCCGACCUCAACCAGGGCAUCGGCGAGCCCCAGUCGCCCAGCCGCCGCGUCUUCAACCCCUACACCGAGUUCAAGGAGUUCUCCAGGAAGCAGAUCAAGGACAUGGAGAAGAUGUUCAAGCAGUACGACGCCGGCCGGGAUGGCUUCAUCGACCUGAUGGAGCUGAAGCUGAUGAUGGAGAAGCUCGGAGCCCCGCAGACCCACCUGGGCCUGAAAAACAUGAUCAAGGAGGUGGAUGAGGAUUUCGACAGCAAGCUCAGCUUCCGGGAGUUCCUCCUGAUCUUCCGUAAGGCGGCGGCCGGGGAGCUGCAGGAGGACAGCGGGCUGCACGUGCUCGCCCGCCUCUCCGAGAUCGAUGUCUCCACCGAGGGCGUCAAGGGGGCCAAGAGCUUCUUUGAGGCCAAGGUGCAGGCCAUCAACGUGUCCAGCCGCUUCGAGGAGGAGAUCAAGGCGGAGCAGGAGGAGAGGAAGAAGCAGGCGGAGGAGAUGAAGCAGCGGAAGGCAGCCUUCAAGGAGCUGCAGUCCACGUUCAAGUAGCAAGGGGCUGCGGCCUGACCCCCGGCCCCCGCCCGGCCCCCCACCCCGGCGCCCAGCCAGCAGGGGCGGGCAGACUGGAGGCCAAGCCUGAUCCUGGGCUCUGUCGAAGGGACCGUACUGAAAACCUACAAAGUCUGUGAACGGAGCCAGCUGAGGGGUGCCCCAGGUGGCCCGGCCCCUGCUCCCCACGCUGUUCCCGAGGCCGGGUGCAAGCGCGGGCUCCUUGCCGGCCCUCCCCCGCCAUCCCUGCGUGUCUCUCGCCCCCUGGCCGCCCCUCUGCCCGCCCGGCUCCUGGCCCUGGCCCCCCCAACCCCGGGGUUCCCGCCCUCCAUACACUCCCUUCCUCCCCGCCCACAGGCCGCCUGUCCUGGGGCCCCACAGCCACUUCCAAGACAGGGGGAGGGCGGACAGCGAGAACUGGGGGGGCUCCAGCUCUGCAGCAGAGCGGGACCUAAGGGGCUCAUCAGAGGCACUGGGGGCUCCCCACCCCACCUGUUCUCUCCAGCCCUGCCUCCUCCCGCUUGCGGGGGUGUGGGGUGCAGUGGGGGCAGCAUGCUUCUCUUUUGGCAAAGGGACCCAGGAUGCUCACGUGGGGACCCCAGCCAGGCAGGGUGGGGGGCAGCUGUGCCAAUCUACCUCACGGGCCCCCGCUCUGCCGGCCAUGCCAGGCAUCGUGGGAGGGAAGGCCGCUCCGGGGGUCCAGGGAGAGCAGGGUGGGGACGAGGGAUUGGCCCCUUCGCAGGGAAGGAACCAGCGCCCGGCUCCGAUCCCCGGGACGCGUCCAAGAAGUGCUUUAAGUGGUUUGUGCGGACCAGGCGGUGGGGACCAGGGGCCUCGCUCGGCCCCUUCGCGCCAUCCUUCCCCGAGUGACGUGCACCGCCUCGUCAGCAGCGAUGGGACGUGUCCCGUCCCCCCACCCGCUGAGGAAGCAUGGGGACCCCAGCCCUCCCUGUGCCCCUCCCCAGACGGGCUGCGGCCCAGCCUGCGCCACCAGCCCGGUCCCACACAGCUCCCAGUGUGCUCACCCACGUGUGCGCGUGUCCGUGCGUGUGUCCGUGUCCGUUGCCGUGUCGUGAAACUGUGCCCGUCACCCCGUCUAAACAAGUGAAUGGCCGUCGAGGCCGCGGUUAUGCAACUUCCGAUGUGUGUCAUGACAAUGUCACUGCUUUUUAAACUUGAUAACUCUUUAUUUUAGUAAAAUGCCCCCAGAGUCCACAAAACUGUUGGAUUUGCAGAGGUUUUAUUUUUUUGGCCUUAGAACCUGCGGAAAUUAGGAGGUACUGACCCCAGUGCGGCAGCCUUGGCCCGGGAUUGCGUUUGCCUUAGCGGAUAUGUUUAUACAGAUGAAUAUAAAAAGUUCUUUUUCUUUGGCUUAUUGCUCUUUUUUUUUUUCCCCCUUCCCUUCUCACCUUCCCCCAAAGAAAGCUACUUCUUCAUUUGGUGGUACAAUUAUUUUUUUUAACUAAAAUAAGAUAAAAUUCUAUAUUCUUA